UUCAGUAGGUUAAACACUACAGGUCACCUUGCCUCGCCAUAGCAAUAACAGUAGGUACAGUCAACAUGUCGAGAGGAAGAGUUGUUUAUCAAAUUAUUGUAUUUACCACACUGGUCAGUUUGACCACCGGUUCUGACACCUGCGAAGAUAUUUCGGUAGGAAGCCAGAAAGAAUGCCUGCCUACGUGGAGUCGCUGUGAGACAGAGCAGGAUAGAUACCGAUAUGAGCCUCCUCUCAACUGCACGGCCUUGUACAAUGACAAGUUGUCAAGAUGUUUCCAUUCCGCCAAUCCGGUUCAGGACGUGUCUUCUGGGACAACACUUCCAGUCUCCUUAGUGACAGGAGUGUUUCUGUCAUCAAAGAAAGAGUUAGGACAGAGCAAACCUCUAUUAAACAUAGCCAUAUCUCAACCAACGAUUAGUGGCAAUGGUGUGCUGCAAUUACGUUUUAGAAGCAGCAGGGCGGUAUCUGACGAAUACUACGUUGAUCCGUAUUAUGAGAAGUUCCCGGCCUGGAGACACAUAACGUUCCCUGUAGCCGAUUACAAGGAACUUGGCAAAAAGAGUUUCCGUGUCACUUAUGGACAUCUUGACACAUGCAAUGUUCGUUGUGAAUGGGGAAAAUGUACCGUAUAUCCAAACCUGUACUUGCUGACCAUGACGUUAUUCUCAUCAUCAGAAAAGCAAAGUCUGCCAGGACAGAGCAUUACCUACCAAGUGACAUCACAUAACCGAAGAGUUUUGCCUAAUGCCAAAGACACUCAUUGGAAACCAAAUGUAAUGACAGCAGUUCUUCCGGACCAGCAAGGCGUACAUGUUGUGUUCGAACCCCUGCCAAAUCGUUAUGUCGACGAACACACAUAUUACAAAGUCAGUCUUCAGGACUGGGAAACUUGGGAGGUUAAACAGAAUAAGACAGUAAUACACAACAAGGAAGGCGCAUUCUACGGAUGUACGUUUGAUAACAAUGAACCUGAGGGUAUUUAUGAAGUCUUGGUGCAAUAUAAAAACUGCAAGAACUGUCCAUUUCAAACUUGGGUAAAAUCGGCGGACUUCUCUUUACCAGAGUACUCCAUCCCAAUUGAAUCUCGCACUCCGAAAAUUUCGAUUGAAUCUGAGCCCCGGUACACAGUAGCUGUCAUUCUUGGAACUCUUGUAACCUUGGUAUUCGUAACUGUCAAUGCUUUCUUUUGCCGCCGGAUAAUCAAAGCAAGACAACAAAGGAAUAGAAGACUAUCAGCGGAAAAAUUGUUUCAAAACAACAAUAAUGAAAUAGCAGUUCAAACCGACGAUCCGAGCAGAGAAUUACAACAGCUCAGUGCAUCAACAGACUCGAUCCCUACAAAAUUGCAAAAGCUAAGUUAUCCAAAUGAUUACAUCGAUGAACCGAUAAUUUUCAAAACCUAGAAAUGGGUUUUAAAAACAACUUGCAAUCAAUUUUGGGACUAAAAUUCCCAAAGAAAAAAUGCGUAAAUUAUCUACUUGAUCGAAAAAUGACAAAAGCAAAGAUACAUAAGGCAAGUCUUAGUGAAAAAAAAAUCAGGAAAAUCGUCCGAAAACCAGAAAGUGUUCUCCCUUAAUCAUUUGGCAUCUGCCUCCUAAUACCCCGUAGAGAGUCUAUGACACUAAUUAUCAAAAGCAUAGAUACAUUGUUUUUUUUUUUUAUUAUAUUGAACAUUAAGUGCUAUUGUUUAAACAUAAAGCGACGAGGACUGUGAACUUCGCUCAACAAUGAUGGAAGUGUUGUAAUAUAAUAAUCUUCUGUAGUAUUUUGUGUAGUAUAGAUGUGUAGUGGUGGAAGUUGUAGUUGUAGAGUUGAAUAAAGAUGAAGUCGUAGAGUUGAGGUUCCUCUGUUUAAUGAUGCAGGUAAGUGUAGGUAGUGUCCGUUCGCAGACGGCUAAGAGCGACCAUAGUUUCAAUGGAAGUUACUCUUUUAUAUGAUCAUGAUGUGCAUUGGCCGGACAGAUAGAUUUCCCCUAACUUAAUAUGGUUAUGGGGUUCGUGACCUGAAGUCUACAUGUAAACACCACAUUAAUUAUAACUACACAAAGAUAAUUGGAUACAACCAGUACUACUACAUGAACAUGGUAUAGACAACAUCCAAGUUGUUUAGAGAACCGAGGUCCAUCUAAUUAUUGGCAAAUUAGCUAACAUGUGUACAUGUAGAUAUGAUUAUUUACCAGUUCUAAGUAUAAUUAUAUAAACUUCUACUGAACAUAUAACAGUACAUUUCGUUAGUGUAGCGGAACUGGACCGGGUCGAUCAUCGGCGACCAGGUAAAGCAUCCGGCUAGUGUUCGGAGGUCCCGGGUUCGAACCCCGGUCUGGCCGUGCAUUUUCCCACUCCUAUUACAGUGUCUACAUAGAAACUCGUGUAGGUAGUUUAUUGGUUACAAGGAUAUACAUGAAGUCCUGAUUGCCGAAAUACGCUAUCUAGCAACGUACUCGCUGUGAUACUGUGUCGCCUAACGGGAAGUUAGUGAUUGUAUUGAUAAACAAGUGGAGCAUGCAGCAGCAACGUGAUGGUAACUGUCGAUGUAUAUGAAAGCAUCACGAAAUGUAGCUGACUUAAGCAUUGAAC
Molecule: messenger RNA, 2579 nt
Organism: Pecten maximus
Lineage: Eukaryota; Metazoa; Mollusca; Bivalvia; Pectinida; Pectinidae
Exons: 10
Coding region: 66-1406 (446 amino acids)
Source: RefSeq, a predicted model, not a curated record